AUGCGUAGCCAUCGUCGACACAUUCUUAUUGCCUCCUGUUUUUGUUGCCUUCUUUUUUCAUCAAUUUCGGCGGCGCGAGUCCAGAAGGCUUCCAAGAAACACCUCACAAGAGUCAAGCAACUGUUGAAUGGUGAGGCGGAGAGACACAAUGCAUUAAUACAGAGUGAUUCAGUAAAUGUGUUUGACAACAUUCAAAGAAAUCCGAAUGCUGGGGUUCAUCAUGAUGAAUUGGCAGUGAACAACGCUGACGAGUAUUUUCAAGGAGACGUCGACCUAUCGGAACAGCAAGUCAAAAUAAUUGAGGAUCAGUUUACAGAGGGUAAACGAGAAAAGAGAAAGAUUGGAAGAACUCCAUUGUACAAGAAAUGGGACACACAGGGACCGAUUAGUUUUGAUUAUGCAGAAAGUAUACCUUUUCAAACAAGGCAAAAAAUUAGAAAUGCAAUGCUUUUGUGGCAACAACACACUUGCAUUCGAUUUGAAGAAGGAGGACCGAAUGUUGACAGAUUAGAGUUUUUCGAUGGAGGAGGAUGUUCUUCGUUUGUUGGAAGAGUUGGUGGAACACAAGGAAUUUCAAUUUCUACACCGGGAUGUGAUGUGGUUGGCAUUAUCAGUCACGAAAUCGGCCAUUCAUUAGGUAUAUUCCACGAACAAGCAAGACCAGAUCAGGAACGACACAUUGCCAUUAACUACAACAAUAUACCUCUGUCAAGGUGGAAUAACUUUCAAGCAGUUGGAGAGAAUCACGCUGAAACAUACAACUUACCUUAUGACACAGGAAGUGUGAUGCAUUAUGGUGCUUAUGGUUUCGCCUCUGACCCGUACACUCCCACUAUCAGAACAUUGGAGAGAGUUCAGCAAUCAACUAUCGGACAGAGAGCGGGUCCAUCGUUCUUGGAUUAUCAAGCGAUCAAUAUGGCCUACGGAUGUACAGAAUCUUGUCCUGAUCUCCCAUGUCUCCGAAAUGGGUACCCACAUCCUAAUAAUUGUUCAACGUGUGCAUGCCCUGAAGGAUUAUCGGGCAGGUUUUGUGAGCAGGUCUACCCGUCAAAUUCUCAAUGUGGUGGUGUGAUUUUUGCUACAAAAGAAGUAAAAUAUAUCACAAGUCCCAACUACCCUGAUAAGUUCCCAUUGGAUACUGAAUGUAAUUGGAUUAUUGCGGCUCCAAUAGAAGGCAGAGUGUUCAUGGAGUUCGAGGGAGACUUCGAUUUCCUUUGUGAAGACACAUGUGACAAAGCUUACGUGGAAGUCAAAUAUCAUAGUGACAAGCGAUUGACUGGUGCGAGGUUCUGUUGUUCUCUACUACCCAAGAACCGAUUUAUUUCCUUCAAAAAUGAAAUGAUUAUCAUAAUGAGAGGGUAUAGAUCAAGUGGUGUUGGGUUUAAAGCAAAGUUCUGGUCGAAUUUGGGAGAACCGGAAGGAGUUGUCACACCAAUGCCACCAACUACCGCUCCAGUACCUGAAAUUGAAGAAACUACUAAAGAACCAGAGCCAGAAACGACUAUCACACUGCCAACGACAAUUCAAACAACAACUCUUCCAAGAAGGACAUCCAAGAAGCAGUUCUUCACACGGAAACCGAUCACUGUCCCAUUGAUCCCACCAUCUUUUGUCACAGUACCGAUUACUACUACCACAACAGUUGCCACAACUGUAACAACGGAAUCAACAACUGUAACGACUACAGCUGCUCCAACACAACCAACAUUUGUGACAGGAGAGACUGAUAUAACUAUUCCAAGCACAGCGGCUACUCUCUUCCCAACUUUGUCAACAAUAAUUCCACCAAUCAACCCACUCGUUGGAGUUCUCCCAUCUACACAAGCCCCAGAUAUUAUCAAUAGUGUUUUGGAAUGCGGUUGUGGUGCUUGGUCUGAAUGGCAAGGGGAGUGCUCACAACAAUGUGGUGGAUGUGGACACCGAUUGAGAAAGCGAGAGUGCAAAAAAGAGGCUUGCAGAAAAGAAGAAAAACGACCCUGCAAUUUUUCUGCGUGCCCAGACGGCACCAACUUCCUUAUUAAUAACUCUGAAUUCCAUAUUCUCUGGAGAGGAUGUUGUGUGGGACUCUUCAGAUCUGGUGAUCAAUGUUCUGCACUAGAAACAGAGUCAAAUCCAUUCUUCAAAAUAAUCAACAGCCUACUCAACAUACAAGACGCCAAGAAAAAUGAGACACUAAUUGCAAAACGGAUGAUGAGAGGUGAACAUUAA
Caenorhabditis remanei is the source of this 2208-nucleotide messenger RNA. RefSeq lists its product as uncharacterized. The record is from RefSeq and is a predicted model, not a curated record. Gene Ontology annotation, biological process: molting cycle, collagen and cuticulin-based cuticle; proteolysis. Lineage: Eukaryota; Metazoa; Nematoda; Chromadorea; Rhabditida; Rhabditidae. Gene Ontology annotation, molecular function: metalloendopeptidase activity; zinc ion binding. The transcript is spliced from 13 exons. Bases 1 to 2208 code for a protein of 735 amino acids.